This is a messenger RNA of Anneissia japonica, 540 nucleotides long. RefSeq names its product E3 ubiquitin-protein ligase XIAP-like. The record is from RefSeq and is a predicted model, not a curated record. Lineage: Eukaryota; Metazoa; Echinodermata; Crinoidea; Comatulida; Comatulidae. The coding region runs from base 1 to 540 and encodes 179 amino acids. The transcript has a single exon.
AUGUGCAGCAACAUGGAGGAUGUAAAGGAUCGGUUAAGAUACACAUUUCGUCUAAUUCGUGAAGUCAAAAGAAAGCGUAAGGAAUGCAAAUCGACCAACGGAAUGGACGUUCGCAAGUUGAAGACGGUGGAUAUCGACAUCAGACAGAUGGAGUUUCUGUUCGAAGAAAUAAUAAGACUUCUCCGUUCGUGCGUCAAAGUUAUCAACUACUGUACGGACGAAUGGACAGGCGCACAGUGGCAGAUCGAUGCUUUCGAACGCAUCGCGAACUACGUCGGAGAAUUCGUCGAAGUCGAAACGAAAUGCAGCUUGAUCAUGGACGAACUUUUAGGAAAACGUAAAGAGGAACUGUCUUCGGGAGGUGUCUGCAAGGUGUGUUUUCUCCGAGUUGCCGAGGUGGUGACGACGCCUUGUUAUCAUUACGUUUCCUGCAAAAGAUGCUCUUACCGACUUGGAAGUUGCCCGGUGUGCCGGACGACAACGGAAAGACGUCUGUCGAUCGGAGAUAUCGAAGAGGGUACGCGUGUGUACAGAUGUUGA